Molecule: messenger RNA, 821 nt
Organism: Aspergillus wentii DTO 134E9
Lineage: Eukaryota; Fungi; Ascomycota; Eurotiomycetes; Eurotiales; Aspergillaceae
Gene: pre6
Product: proteasome core particle subunit alpha 4
Exons: 5
Coding region: 30-821 (263 amino acids)
Biological process (GO): ubiquitin-dependent protein catabolic process
Cellular component (GO): nucleus; proteasome core complex; proteasome core complex, alpha-subunit complex
Source: RefSeq, a predicted model, not a curated record
CCCGUUGAUAGCAUCACCCCUCGCCCGUAAUGUCCGGAUACGACCGAGCUCUUUCAGUAUUCAGCCCUGAUGGGCACGUCUUCCAGGUGGAAUAUGCCAUGGAGGCUGUCAAGAGAGGAACCUGCGCUGUCGGCGUAAAAGGCAAAGAUGUCGUCGUGCUCGGCUGCGAGAAACGCUCCGCUCUCAAACUCCAAGAUACCCGCAUCACCCCCUCCAAGAUCGCCCUGGUGGACAACCACGUCACCCUCGCUUUUGCUGGGUUGAACGCCGAUGCCCGCAUUCUCAUCGACAAGGCCCGUCUAGAAGCCCAGUCGCACCGGUUGACUGUUGAAGACCCCGUCAGCAUCGAAUACAUCACCAAGUACAUCGCCAGUGUGCAGCAGAGAUAUACCCAGAGUGGUGGUGUUAGACCCUUUGGAAUUAGUACUUUGGUUGUUGGCUUUGACCCGAACGAUGAUGUGCCCAGGCUAUACUUGACUGAGCCUUCUGGUAUUUAUUCUGCUUGGAAAGCAAAUGCCAUCGGCCGUUCCAGCAAGACCGUCCGCGAGUUCCUCGAGCGCAACCACCAGGAAGAGAUGGACCGGGAGCAGACGAUUCAGCUCACCAUCAAGUCGCUGUUGGAGGUGGUGCAGACGGGCGCCAAGAACAUCGAGGUGGCCAUCAUGGGCCCCGGAAAGACGAUCGAGAUGCUGCCGGAUGACCAGAUCGAGGCCUACGUCAAGAGCAUAGAGACCGAGAAGCAGGAGGAGGCUGCUAAGAAGAAGACUGGCCGCGGUGGCACCACAACUGCUGCCAUCCUAACACGACCUGGUGGCGAAUAG